GCCACAUUUUCAUUCGCCAUUAAUCCACCUUGCAAGAAAAGCUUUGAGAAAAGCAAGCAGAAGAAACCGGCACGUGCCAGGGACCAAACCCAUUACCCACACGAGCGUCGGUAGGAAUCUUGAUGAAUCUCUCCUCCUCCAUUGUCGUCUCUCUCUCUCCUUCUCCGAUUCUUUCCUCUGCACUCCAAAUCUGCCUUCUUUCCUCUUGCUUCGCUAGAAACGGAUUGUACUACUCGGCGUCCAUCACAAGAUCAAAACUUUUUGCGGUCCCAGCGAUUACGGUUCUCGCAUUCGGUUCCCAAGUGAAGAAGAUUCAUUGAAGGGGGAAAAUGUCUUCUCCAAGCAAAAGAAGAGACAUGGAUGUCAUGAAACUGAUGAUGAGUGACUACACAGUGGAAACAAUCAAUGAUGGGAUUAAUGAAUUCAACGUGGAGUUCCAUGGCCCAAAAGAAAGCCUUUAUGAAGGUGGUGUUUGGAAAGUUCGAGUGGAGUUACCAGAUGCAUAUCCAUACAAAUCUCCUUCUAUCGGGUUCCUCAAUAAAAUAUACCACCCCAAUGUUGAUGAGAUGUCAGGUUCUGUUUGCUUGGAUGUCAUCAACCAAUCAUGGAGUCCAAUGUUUGGUAGUUGAACCUUUCCCUUCCACACUCACAUAGAAGCACAUAACUUGCCACAUGGUUUAUGAGAUCUCACAGUACUAGUAUCCGAAAAAAUAAGUGACAAAAUCCAUCUUGAACUUCCCUCCUUUUCUUAUUAGCGCCAUAUAUGUACUAGCAUAAAGCUGGAAAAGAGUGUUGAAUCUAACCUGGCUAUCCUGUAAGAAUAUUUUCUUUAACUUGAGCUUUGUCUUCUCUGAUAAGAUUUAGGAGCUUCGUUUGACUGGUUUUGAUUGAACAAUGUGCUGCAGCAACAUUGACUCAUGCUGGUUAUCAAUGUGUUUUUAGUUAAUAUCAGUUAUCAGGACAGAUUUUGACGUUAUUCUUCAAUUAUUCGAAAUACACUUUGAUUCUCAAAUAGGAAAAAAAGAAAAGGAAAAGGGCUUUUAUGUAAUGUAACUCCUUGGCUUAGUUAAAUUCUUAUGUCUUCUUUCAUUGUAAAAAAAGUUAACUAGAAGAACAAGCUAUGAACAAUUAACUGUUGUUAACUUUGCCCUCUAGCUUUGAGAUUGACCCUCUGUGGCUUCUUCUGGCUGCAGAUCUUUUGAAUGUGUUUGAGGUUUUUCUUCCACAGCUACUGCUCUACCCAAACCCUGGGGACCCACUAAAUGCUGACGCAGCUGCACUUAUGAUGAAUGAUAAAAAGCAGUACGAAGAAAAGGUAAAAGAGUACUGUGAACGAUAUGCAAAGAAGUCGAACACCAUUAAAGCUCCAAACGAGGAGAGUGACGAUGAAGAGAUAAGCGAGGAUGAAGAUAGUGACAGGCACAGCACAUUUAGUGAAGACAAUGUUGCUGGUGAUGCUGAUCCCUGAAUCGAUGUAGCAAAUCUAUUGCAUAUUCUUCCCAGUGAUCAUAUCACGUUAGUAUCUUCUUUAUACCCGAAUACUCAAUUAUUCAUUCGAAAUUGCAUGUAGAUUGGUUGAAGGAUUGAAGGAGAAGAGUGUAACAUCAGGGUUACCAUUGUGUUUCAAGGGAAUAUGAUAAUUUACCAGGCACUGUGAUGUACUGGGGAUUAAGAAGGACAACAAAAAUCACAAUAAAUGGGGAAAACUUGUGUUUCUGUACUGUGGUCUAGAAUCCAAAAUCAUGGGGAAAACUUGUAUGCUUUGGUGCAUUGAUAAUAACAUGCCCUAGAGUCCUUCCCAGGUAGGUUGUUAUUUACUGCUCUGCAAACUUAGGCUUGAACCGAUCUGUUUGGGUUUACAAUCACUAAAUGGCAUGAAA
This is a messenger RNA of Linum tenue, 1880 nucleotides long. NCBI's taxonomy places the organism in Eukaryota, Viridiplantae, Streptophyta, Magnoliopsida, Malpighiales, Linaceae. The record is from the annotation of a GenBank genome assembly.